AUGAGUGGAACACAAACACAGGUGAAUCAAAAAAGAAGGAAUACAAAGAAGAAAACUGCUGCUGCUGCUGCCAGUGUGCCUCCUACUGUGCCUCCAACUGCCAGUGUGCCUCCUGUUGUGCCUCCAACUGCCAGUGUGCCUCCUGCUGUGCCUCCAACUACUGAUGUGCCUACUGUUGUGCCUGUAACUGCUGAUGUGCCUACUGCUGUGCCUCCCACCGAUGGAUCAAUCAUAGAGGAAAUUCAACAUUUCUGGAAUGAAGCUGAAAGAGUAGCAUCUUUGUUUGACAUUCAAAUUGGAGUUCAACCUCAGCAUGAAGAAAUAACAAUCACUCAGCCAGACAUUGGAGUUGACACCACUCAGCUAGAACAACAACCUUUGUCUCAGUCUGGACCACAAAUGACAUCAAGGAAGACCUCAACAGUGGCAAACACUUCAUAUCGUCGUAGGACAAGAUCCACAACCACAUUAAGGUCCAAAUUCAGUAACACCAAGGACGACCCUCUAAACCUGGAUUGA
Molecule: messenger RNA, 519 nt
Organism: Ipomoea nil (Japanese morning glory)
Lineage: Eukaryota; Viridiplantae; Streptophyta; Magnoliopsida; Solanales; Convolvulaceae
Product: salivary glue protein Sgs-3-like
Exons: 2
Coding region: 1-519 (172 amino acids)
Source: RefSeq, a predicted model, not a curated record